Molecule: messenger RNA, 1923 nt
Organism: Patiria miniata (bat star)
Lineage: Eukaryota; Metazoa; Echinodermata; Asteroidea; Valvatida; Asterinidae
Gene: lrrc23
Product: leucine-rich repeat-containing protein 23-like
Exons: 7
Coding region: 125-1147 (340 amino acids)
Molecular function (GO): protein binding
Source: RefSeq, a predicted model, not a curated record
GUCAAAUCUGCGGUCACCAUGUCAACCCGCCAUCUUGCUGUACACAAUUUUGCACCAGUUUUGGCACAUCGUUUGACCAAGUUUACCAAUUUGGGGUUGAAAAAGAGUUAAUUACCUGAUCAAUAUGUCUGACUACUCAGAACAGGAAUAUGACGAGGACCAAGAAGGGGUUGAAGAGCCUGAGAUGGGAGAGGAAGAAGGCGGGGAAGAGGAGGGAGGGGAGCAAGAAGAAGAAGAGAAAGUACCGGAGAACCCACUCACAGAAGAUGCAGUUGGAGAAUGCCUGUCAUUACUGGCUAAAAUAGGCAGCGGUCUAGCCCAUGCCUAUGUCAGAUUAGAUGUCAAAGACAGGGAAAUAACAGACAUAAGUAUUUUGAGUUCCUUCAUUCAUCUCCGCUACGUGGACCUCUCAAUGAACAUGCUCCGUGACAUUUCACCUCUGAACUCCCUGACCCACCUGCUGACCUUGAAGUGUGAGCGCAACCUCCUCCAGACGGCCAAACUGGACGAGUUGCCCUACCUCCAGGUUGCCAGCUUCGCCAACAACAGGAUCGCGACCACGGAUGGCAUCAACCAUCCCCUCCUAGAAUCUCUCAACCUGUCCUUCAAUGAAAUCAGCGUGAUGGGUGGUUUGGAACCGUCCAAGCUCGGGAGGCUGCACACACUGGAGUUGAGAGGCAACAAACUAACAUCCACAGCCGGAAUUUACCUUCCAAAUUUGAAAAACCUGUUUCUGGGCGGAAACCUCAUCACCAAAGUGGAGGGUCUGGAGCGUCUAGAGCACCUGACUACGCUUCAUCUCCGUGACAACCAGAUCGAGAAACUGGACGGCUUUGCCGACACCAUGCAUCAGCUGCAGUACAUCAACCUCAGGGGCAACGCGGUGGCCGAUGUGAAAGAGACCGCUAAACUCAAAUCCCUGCCCAUGUUGAGGGCGCUCAUCCUGUCAGAAUCCCCAUGUUCUGAUGAGGACGACUACAGGAUGGAAGUUCUGAUAAACAUCCGGAGAGUAGAACGACUGGACAAGGACGAGUACACGGAGGAAGAACGACAGGAGGCGGAGGAACUGUAUGAACAGAGGAGGGCGGAAGAGUUGGCCGCGGAGGGGACCGAAGAAGUUAUUCAUUCAGACACUGAGGACGCAUGAAGAGCUCGAUGCUAAGUCCAGAAAAAUUUAUGAACAAAAAGCAGAUUGAGGUACCAGGAUCCAAAGAAACAAUAACAGUUAGGGAGAUAGGCCAACUACAAGUUGAAGUGCUUGUAAGCCUCUCAUGGGCAUCUCCGCUAUUUUAACAGCAGCCCAUGAACAGUGUAAGAAUUAAAUUUGAGCCCUCAAUGUUGUUGCGUUCCCAUCUGCCUUCAACUGACAAAAUCUGUCUUUCUCAGUGGUAGUCACGAAGUGAGCCCUCUUGUGGCCAAAUCUGGAAAUUCAUUGGUUAGACAUACAUUUUGUAAUCCUAGCCUCCAUGUAAAUCUUUGCACAUCUGUUUUUUAGGGGAUACAAGGAAAUAUCUUAACGCUGCACAGUCAGAAGGUCCAUUUGUAUCAACUUAGAUUACAUUAAGCCUUUGCAUGUGAAGUAAAAAUUAACAAAGAAAUUACGUCCAGCUUGCAAAUAUAUAGAAAUAAUCUAGCAGAAGUCGGUUUUGGCCCGACAUUUUUGUGAAGGACUUGGCGACAUUUUGUGUAAAGGAUUUACGGACCAACAUGUCCUUGGACGGCAGAAGAUUGAUCGAAUUCACAGUUUGAUUAAUGAAAGCAGGAACUAUCAUCUGUGUAAUGAUGUAUAUAUUAAAAGUUUUUAUAUUCAAUUGCAUUGCGUGAAUAUAUUUUGACAUUGUACUUACUACUGCUAUCCGUCCAAAUCGGUAAUUCUUUACCGUUGUACAUAUUGAUGAAUUAAAAGAAAAAUGUGAUACGUAA